AUGUUUGUCUUAGGCUCUUCUGGAAACAUUUAUGUACUUGUGAUUACUGCCUUGUCACCCAGGCCAGCAGGUUCCCUGUGUAUCAAUGUCAUAAAUCUUGCUUUGGCUGAUCUACUUUACCUUUUAACUAUUCCUUUUGUUCUAAGUACCUACCUGGCCCAAAACUGGUACUUUGGGGAUAUAGGAUGCAGAGUUCUUUUAAGCAUGGACCUAUUAACCAUGCAUGCUAGCAUCUACACCCUCACUGCGAUGAGUCUACAGAGAUAUCAGGUAAUUGUGCGACCUUUUAAGGCACAUAUUACCCAGUGCCACCAAAAGGUAACAAGUCUGGCAAUCUGGCUUACAUCAUUUUUUUCUCACUUUACCAAUGAUAUGUAUGAUACAGCUACAGGACAGCCAUUAUGGAUCUGGCAAGAAGAUUUGCUUUCCCACGUGGACACAAGAUUCAUUCAGAAAUUACUUAACGGUUCUUUUCUGCACCAGCAUACUAGGUCCUGGCUUCAUCUUAAUAUAUAUCUAUAG
This is a messenger RNA of Staurois parvus, 522 nucleotides long. NCBI's taxonomy places the organism in Eukaryota, Metazoa, Chordata, Amphibia, Anura, Ranidae. The record is from the annotation of a GenBank genome assembly.